AUGCACUGGACUACAAGAGAGGCUUCAACAGACGAGUUGAGGUUCGGGUCGAGAACUAUCCAGCCACUGAUAGACUUACACGCCAAGAGACCGAUUGAAGCACACGGAGACAAGAUGGUUCUCACUACCGUUUACUGGAGCCUUGCUUCGUCAGAUCACUCUUCCUCGUCGACCACUUCCGUCCGUUGGCCCGUCACUGUAAUCGCACGAAGCCCGUGUUCGUCUUUCUCUCAAAGCGCUUCCGAGCUCCUCCGGGCUAGAUCCCUCUCCAAGUGGCUUUCGUUUGCCAGAGAUGUCGGCUUCUACAAGGAUAGGCACAAUCUAUUCCAGAGCUUGAAAGACAAUAAAGCUCGCAUGCAACAAGUCAAAGACCAUAAUCACUGUCUAAAUACCCACGAAUGCUAUAGCGUCAGUUGCAAACCUUGCAUGUUACGGUAUCUGGAUGAGUACGCAUCUCAGGCGAGCAUAGACUAUCUAACAGAUCCAACAACAAAAGUCAAAGAUGUGUCUCAAAGACCAGACAGCACUGAUCUGGGCACAUCCAACAGCCUGUCACACAAUGCCAUUACUGAGGGUUUCAGGACUCUUAGGCAAGUCCUUUGCGACAAGUAUAGGCAAGGCACUAGCCAGCUUCUUGAUCGGGAGGCUACGAGACAUAUUGGCUGA
Molecule: messenger RNA, 666 nt
Organism: Fusarium verticillioides 7600
Lineage: Eukaryota; Fungi; Ascomycota; Sordariomycetes; Hypocreales; Nectriaceae
Exons: 2
Coding region: 1-666 (221 amino acids)
Source: RefSeq, a predicted model, not a curated record